Poecilia latipinna (sailfin molly) is the source of this 877-nucleotide messenger RNA. RefSeq names its product COP9 signalosome subunit 8 (gene cops8). Gene Ontology annotation, cellular component: COP9 signalosome. Gene Ontology annotation, biological process: protein deneddylation; COP9 signalosome assembly. The coding region runs from base 52 to 627 and encodes 191 amino acids. The transcript is spliced from 7 exons. The record is from RefSeq and is a predicted model, not a curated record. Lineage: Eukaryota; Metazoa; Chordata; Actinopteri; Cyprinodontiformes; Poeciliidae.
UCAGUCACCGUCCAGAUAAUAACAGCAGGAAGAAGUCCGGCUGGCAGCAUCAUGCCCGCUGCUGUGAUCAUGGAGGAGAACUUUGAUCAGUUAUUGGAUCAAUGUGAAGCUCAGGAGCUGGAGGCUCCAGGGGGCAUCACAACUCCCCAGGUCUACGCUCAGAUGCUAGCACUGUAUCUACUCAACAAUGACAUGAACAACGCCCGCUAUCUGUGGAAGAGGAUUCCUCAGGCCAUAAAAUCAGCUAACCCUGAGCUAGCAGCUAUCUGGGCCGUCGGCCAGCGCAUUUGGCAGAGAGACUUCCCGGGGAUCUACACGGCCAUCGCAGCCCACCAGUGGUCCGAGAAUAUCCUGCCUGUCAUGGAGGUCCUCAGAGAGAGCAGCAGGCAGCGGGCCUACAGCCUGGUGGCGCAGGCCUACACCUCCAUCACAGCCGAAGACUUUGCUGCCUUCGUGGGCUACACGGUGGAGGAGGCGGUGAAAGGUGUGGUGAGUCAAGGCUGGCAGGCCGACCCAGCAACCAGGAUGGUAAUGCCCAAGAAGCCAGACCCGCCCCCAGUGUCUGUGGUUCCUAACGAGCAGCAGCUGGCCCGCCUCACCGACUACGUGGCGUUCCUGGAGAACUGAAGGCUCCCCAGGUUCCGCCGGAGGAGAGGCCGCCGCGCCUCCUGAUGGACCGACACCCGGAUUCAUCCCAUGACCCCGCCCCCGCUCAGACGACGAUGACGAUUGGCUGUUUGCAGCUGCCUGAUUUGUAAAUAGCUCUGCUGAUUGUUGUUUCAGAUAAACAUGGAGAGAACCCAGUAGUUUCCAUCCUACUUCCUGUUUCCACCCAACUUCCUGUUUUGGCUGCUGAAUAAACGUGUUUCUGUUUCUA